Funneliformis mosseae is the source of this 1104-nucleotide messenger RNA. The record is from the annotation of a GenBank genome assembly. Lineage: Eukaryota; Fungi; Glomeromycota; Glomeromycetes; Glomerales; Glomeraceae.
AUGUCCGUGAGUAAUGCUAUUAACGAAAACAAGAAAGAAUCAAAAGAGUCCAUCAAAUCUUCUACCGUUACCAUCACUAAUACCAUCACCAAGGUGAAUAAUGAUGCAACUACACUUUCGGAGAAACAACUACUAGUCAUUUUACCAAAGGAAAAGGAAUUAGUUCGGUUAGAUAAAAAAUCUCCGCCGCCACCACCCCCGCAACCGCAACAACGACAGCAACUCCUCAUUCAUCCAAGUAGUUAUGUUCAUCAGGUUCCCAUAAAAUUAAACGUAGGAGGAAUCAUUUAUAUGACAACACAACAAACAUUAUGCACAUACCCUUCUUAUUUAUCCGAAUUAUUUUUCAUAUUUCGUUCUCCAAACUCUCCCCCCACUUCGACCUAUUCGCAAUACCCAUGGCCCGAAGAAUUAUUCAUUGAUAGAGAUGGAGAACUUUUUAUUCACAUCCUAACCUUUUUAAGAAAUGGCACUUUACCAUACUCCACCCCAUUAAGCAUUUUACAAAAAUUAGAAUAUGAAGCCAAAUUUUAUGGCAUAAAACCGUUACAAACAUUAAUCUACCAACGUAUACAAAUACAUUCCUCCUCUCCAAAGUUUAAAGUCAUCCCUAUUGAAAGAUUGAGCGAUGAAGAAUGUGAUUUGGAAGAUGAUGACGAGUUCACCACUAGUCCUAGGAUUUGCCUAAAGAGAUCAAAUUUAUCUUAUUGUUCAACUACUUCCUCUUAUGAUAUUCCUCAACAACAGGAUGAUGCGUCCAUAUAUUCUUGUUCUUCCUCCGGGGAUUCAUCCGAAGAAGUUCCUAUCAUUUACAACCCUGGUAAUACAACGUCCAACACUUGUAGCACAGUUACGCCCACCACUUAUACUCGUACUCCAAAAUCUUCCAUUUCCACUUCAAAUUUUACUAUUCACAAAAAUUUGUAUCUAUCUUCCGUUUCUGCUCAACAUUAUGACUACAAACCUGAUUAUGAGAUUAUUUCAAUUACUAAUGCUCCCACCAUAAAUGAUUUGGAAAGUUUGGACCAAUUUCAUGUACCUGAUGAAGAGCUUUACGCCAAAGAUUUGGCUACUUUUGCUGUAUUACAACGCAAAGAUAAAUAG